Messenger RNA from Anisakis simplex (herring worm), 675 nucleotides. NCBI's taxonomy places the organism in Eukaryota, Metazoa, Nematoda, Chromadorea, Rhabditida, Anisakidae. The record is from the annotation of a GenBank genome assembly.
GAAAUACAUGAAAGAUGUCUCGAUUAAAACGCGUUAAUCAAUGGUUAAUGUUCGCUAAACAAUGGCAUCUGAUCGAUGCCACUGGGCAGGAUGCAUAUAAACUCGGAACGAAAAUAUCGUCGUAUUUAUCGGGUCAGUAUAAACCGAUAUAUCAUCCAGAAACGGAUUGCGGUGAUCAUGUGGUUGUGAUUAAUUGUAAGGAUGUGGCGAUGCACGGCUUUGAUUGGAAACACACGUUUUAUCAUUUUAAUAAGGAGUAUCCCAGAUCGAAGGCGUUAAUCAGUGCAUGGCAAAUUCACGAGUAUGAUCCGUGUAGGAUUGUGUUCUUGGCUGUUUACAAGUGUUUGGGAAAGAAUGUGGUGCGAAGAAGACAUAUACAACGACUACACCUGUUCGCUAAUGAAGCGAUGCCUGAGUUCAUUCGGAAAAACAUUGGUGAUCAGUUGGAACAAGUGCAGUCAAUCGCGAAACGAUCUGAUGAAUACACCGAUGAAGAACGACGUUCAUUCCCUCGACUGUUCAAAUUCGACAACGACCAUCUAUUGGACUGGAACAAACCUACCGAAAGUCCUGCACGAUAUUCGAAAGACACCAAUAAAACGUAAUCGUGUUGUGUUUUUGUAUGUUGUCGAUAUUGCAGGUUGAUUUGAUUGUUCCUUGAUAAAUAUUUGAUAG